ACAAGAAAAGAAACAAAAUACAACUACAAUAUUUAGCCGCUUGUCUGUUAGCUUUGGAUGUUUCCACGUGUCCGAGAAUAGCCGAAAUACUCGCAAAAAAUCGUGAUUACACACGUAUUUUUUUUUUGACUGUGUAUUACUUAAAAAAUGGGCAAAGAUAAAAAGAAAUCGAAACAAUCACCUCAACAAGUUAAGGUUGAUUCUAAAACAACAAACGUCGAACCAGUCAAGAAAACAUCUGAUGAAAAUGUUGUGUUAAAAGCUCAAGUUGAUUCUAUCACAGUGAAUCCAGCUCCCCAAAAACCGACCAAAGAAUCAAAUUCAAAAAACAGUGGUUGCAAAGAUGAGGGUAAAUAUUUCAAAUUGGAAGGUGCCAUCGAUGGAGAAGUAGUUGUACGAUUCCCUCCAGAAGCCAGUGGAUAUCUUCAUAUUGGUCAUGCAAAAGCAGCAUUAUUGAAUGCUCACUAUCAACAAGCAUAUAAUGGCAAAUUAGUUUUUCGUUUUGAUGAUACAAAUCCCGAAAAAGAGAAAGAAUCGUUUGAAAAGAUAAUCGAAGGAGAUGUAGAAUUACUGGGCAUCAAACCGGAUCGACAAACAUAUACUUCUGAUUAUUUCGAUUUAAUGAUGACUAAAGCUGAGGACAUGAUACGUUCUGGAUUAGCCUAUGUUGAUGAUACUAAUGCGGAACAGAUGAAAAAAGAACGUGAAGAACGAAUUGAAUCACAAAAUCGAUCGAAUACAGUAGAGAAAAAUUUAGAAAUGUGGCGUGAAAUGGUGGAAGGAACAACCAAGGGUCAAACAUAUUGCCUACGAGCCAAAAUCGAUAUGAAAUCAGACAAUGGUGCCAUGCGAGAUCCAACAAUUUAUCGAUGUAAACCACAAGAACAUCCACGUACAGGCACCAAAUAUCGUGCUUAUCCCACCUAUGAUUUUGCUUGCCCGAUUGUCGAUAGUAUUGAAGGCAUCACUCAUACUUUGCGUACUAGCGAAUAUAUGGAUCGUGAUGUUCAAUAUUAUUGGUUCUGUGAUGCCCUCAAAAUUCGAAAACCUUUAAUUGCUGCUUAUUCUCGUCUCAAUCUUAUGCAUACCGUUUUGUCCAAGCGUAAACUAACCUAUUUUGUUGAAGAAGGUCUAGUAGAUGGUUGGGAUGAUCCACGUAUGCCAACAGUUCGUGGAAUUUUACGUCGUGGUUUGACCGUUGAGGGAUUGAAAAUGUUCAUUGCAGCACAAGGUUCUUCGAAAGCCGUCGUCGUCAUGGAUUGGGAUAAAAUAUGGUCAUUCAAUCGUAAAGUAAUCGAUGCCGAUGCUCUGCGUUAUUCGGCCGUGGAAAAAGAGAAUGCCGUUCCUGUCAUUAUUGAAGAUACUAUCAAACCAAAUGAAACAAUAUCGGCUGCUUUGCAUCCUAAAAAUUCAGAUUUAGGUCAACGACAAGUACCCAUUGGGCAGCGUUUGUGGAUUGAUCAACAAGAUGCUCAACUUGUUCAGCCCAAUACAGCUGUCACAUUUAUACAAUGGGGUAAUUUAAAGAUAACCUCCAUUGAACGAUCUUCUGAUGGAUUGGUUACGGCAAUCAAAGCUAAACUAGAUUUGGAUAACAAAGAUUUCAAAAAGACUUUGAAGGUUACAUGGUUGGAAGAAACGACAAAAAUACCGGCAAUGCUUGUCUAUUUUGACAAUAUAAUCAAAAAACCAGUUCUUGGAAAGGAUGAUGAUUUUAAAGAAUUUUUGAAUCGUGAUUCUAAAAUGGUAAUCGAAGCUUUUGUCGAUGGUGAUUUGAGUACAUUGCCCAAAGGUCGAAUCAUACAGAUACAGCGAAAAGGCUUUUUCAUUUGUGACAGAUCAUAUGAUAUGUCAACGAUAGAUUGCUCCAGUAAACCUGGACCAAUUCAUUUGAUUUCAAUACCCGAUGGUAGUACUGAUCUGAAUAUUUUUCCUAAACGUGUUCAAGAUUGGAAAAAGAAAAACAUUUGGGUUGAACCUCCUCCUGUUCAAACUUCGAAAAAUAAUAACGCUUCAUCACUUGUCGAGCUAGAUUCCUUUAUUCGAAAACAAGGCGAUGUAGUUCGACAGCUAAAACAAACAAAAGCAUCAAAAGAACAAAUUAAAAUUGAAGUUGAUAAAUUGCUUUUAUUCAAAAGUCAAUUCAAGCAGCAAUCUGGAAGUGAUUGGAAUACCGAUUGGAAACCAAAAUCAGCUGAUAAUAAUCCAAUGGCCAGCAGUGAUGGUGAUUCUUCCAGUGUUGGUGAUCUUGAUAAUAAAAUACGCCAACAAGGUGAUCUUGUGAGAAAAUUGAAAUCAGAAAAGGCUGAUAAAAAACAAAUUGAUGAACAAGUACAAUUGUUAUUGAAAUUAAAAGCUGAAUUCAAACAAGUUACCAAUUCAGAUUGGAAGCUAGAUUCUCUACAGACUAAAAAUUCUUCAUCAAGUUCAACCGCUACUACUAGUAUUGAUUUGGAUCAUCAGAUUCGUGAACAAGGUGAUAAAAUUCGCAAAAUGAAAGCUGAAAAAGUUGAAAAAUCACAAUUGGAGAAAGAAAUUCAAAUAUUGCUGAAAUUAAAAAAUGAUUUUCAACAACAAACUGGUCAGGAUUGGAAACUAGAUUCAACACCUUCUGCUAAUCAGCCAUCAAAAUCAUCACCAAACAAAGAUAAUAGUAAAGAGAAAACUGAAAAAUCUUCAAUAACAUCAAAGUCUUCCCGUAAAGAGAAUAAAAAUCCUCAAAAACAGCAAGAUACUGGAUCAAAAACUGUUAAAAAACAAACACGUUUAGGUAUUGAAACAAAAAAGAGUGAUAAUUAUUCUGAAUGGUAUACGGAAGUGAUAACGAAAGCCGAAAUGAUUGAAUAUUAUGAUGUAUCUGGCUGUUAUAUACUUCGUCCAUGGGCAUACUCGAUUUGGGAAUCGAUACAACAUUAUUUUGAUCAACGUAUAAAACGUUUAGGCGUCCAGAAUUGUUAUUUUCCAAUGUUCAUUUCAAAAAAUGCUUUGGAAACCGAAAAAACUCAUAUCGCUGAUUUUGCACCUGAAGUUGCAUGGGUAACUAAAUCCGGAUCAUCCGAUUUAGCCGAGCCAAUUGCUAUACGUCCAACAUCUGAAACAGUAAUGUAUCCAUCGUACGCCAAAUGGAUACAAUCAUAUCGUGAUCUACCAAUACGAUUGAAUCAAUGGUGUAAUGUUGUCCGAUGGGAAUUCAAACAGCCUACACCUUUUCUACGAACUAGGGAAUUUUUAUGGCAAGAAGGCCAUUCAGCGUUUGCCACCGAACAACAAGCUUUAGAAGAAGUCUAUGCAAUUUUAGAUUUUUAUGCUGAUAUUUAUCAAGAACUUUUAGCUAUACCAGUUAUUAAAGGGCGCAAAACUGAAAAGGAAAAAUUUGCUGGUGGUCAAAUGACUACCACAUGUGAAGCUUAUGUUCAUGUAAAUGGCCGUGGUAUUCAGGGAGCUACUUCACAUUAUUUGGGACAAAAUUUCUCUAAAAUGUUCAACAUAGAAUUUGAAGAUCCAGAUAAACCGGGACAAAAAUGUUAUGCCCAUCAAAAUUCAUGGGGAAUUUCUACCCGAACCAUCGGUGCUCUAAUCAUGAUACAUGGUGAUGAUAAAGGAUUAGUAUUGCCACCACGAGUAGCAUGUAAACAAGUUGUAAUUGUACCUUGUGGAAUAACAGCUUCGACAACAACAGAAGAAAGGGAAAAAUUAUUGUACACUUGUCGUACUGUUGGUGAUAAAUUGAUAAACGGAAAAGAUAUUCGCGUUGAAUUAGAUGAUAAGGAACAUCAUUCUCCUGGUUGGAAAUUCAAUCACUGGGAAUUGAAAGGCGUACCAGUACGUAUUGAAUUGGGUCCCAAAGAUUUACAACAAGAAAAAUUCAUAGCAGUUAGACGAGAUACUGGUGUGAAAUAUGCCUACAAUAUAUCCGAGGCUGAUGUCGUUAUACCAGAGCUAUUGGAACGUAUACAAAAAGAUAUGUUUGAACGGGCGCAAAAAUUAUUGCUGGAUAACAUGUGUGUCACUGAUUCAUGGUCAACAUUUUUGGAACGAUUAGAAUGUAAAUCGAUAAUUCAAUCACCAUUCUGUGGGCGACAAGAAUGUGAAGAUCAGAUUAAAAAAGAUUCAGCCAAAGAAGAUGUGGCUGAACAAGGUGGUGGUCCAUUAAUGGGUGCCAAAUCAUUAUGUAUCCCGUUACAUCAGCCACACACAUUGGCUUCUGAUCAAUUGUGCAUUCAUCCACAAUGCAAGCAAAUGGCUAAAUUUUACACAUUGUUUGGCCGAAGUUAUUAAGUGUAAUGAUUCAAUUAUAAUUUGCAUUUUCAAAAAUAUAAUAAUAAUUAUUGAUGAUU
Dermatophagoides farinae (American house dust mite) is the source of this 4337-nucleotide messenger RNA. It is a transcript of the gene GluProRS, whose product is annotated as Glutamyl-prolyl-tRNA synthetase. The record is from RefSeq and is a predicted model, not a curated record. Gene Ontology annotation, biological process: glutamyl-tRNA aminoacylation; prolyl-tRNA aminoacylation; translation. Gene Ontology annotation, molecular function: glutamate-tRNA ligase activity; proline-tRNA ligase activity; ATP binding. NCBI's taxonomy places the organism in Eukaryota, Metazoa, Arthropoda, Arachnida, Sarcoptiformes, Pyroglyphidae. Gene Ontology annotation, cellular component: aminoacyl-tRNA synthetase multienzyme complex; cytoplasm.